Molecule: messenger RNA, 1107 nt
Organism: Neohortaea acidophila
Lineage: Eukaryota; Fungi; Ascomycota; Dothideomycetes; Mycosphaerellales; Teratosphaeriaceae
Product: Alpha/Beta hydrolase protein
Exons: 1
Coding region: 50-988 (312 amino acids)
Source: RefSeq, a predicted model, not a curated record
AUUAUGACUGUAUGGAUACUGCUCCCCAUCAGGCAAGGAUUGCAAUAUCAUGGAUCGGCAGACGGGGAAGAAGAGUGGAGUCGUAAAUCUUCCUGACGGAUUGUCUUUGUAUCUCAUGUCCGCGGGACCCGAACGAAAGUCGAACAAUGAGCCUGCAGUCAUCAUCGAACACGGCCUGGGCGGCUCUCGUUUCGAAUGGCUCGCGACCAUGCGCCUCGUCGCCGACUUCGCCCGCGUGUACGUCUAUGAGCGCGCAGGUUACACACCCAGCGGUCCGCCGCUCUCUCAUCAGCCGCCGACGCUCCAACAAAGCGCCGCGAAUCUCAAGAGCUUGCUUGAAACGGCCCGGAUAGCACCGCCAUACAUACUCGUAGGCCACUCCAUCGGCGGUAAGCUCAUACGACAAUUUCUCGCCGAUUACGGCAAAGACGUAGUCAGCGGCAUGGUGAUCGUAGACGGCUCGCCGCUGACAGUGAGGAUGCCAUCGAACUGCGGGGAGCUGUGUGGCUCAACGGGGUACCUGGAGGUGGUUGGCGUGAAGGCGCAUCACACAAUUCCAGAGGACGAAUGGGAGAAGGUGGAGAACGAAGACCCGUCCAAUGCUGCGAUUCAGCAACUGGAGCUCGAGCACGCAGCACCCGAUGGACCUGGCACUGCUGGUCGAGACCUCUACGAGAGACUCAAGGGCCGGCAGGCAUUGGGGGACGGCAGGCUGAGCGUCAUCUUUGCGGACGAAGCAAAUGACCUACAGAAGAUGCUUGACUAUAGCAUCGAGCACGGCUGUGGCUCGCAAAAGGCGCGGGACGAUGCACGCAAGCAUCUGGAGAAUAUGUCAGUUCUGGAUGAAGCACUGGCCCGCGAGUCGAUGGAGCUGUCGAGUAAUGCUCGGUUCGUGAAGGCGGAAGGCAAGUUGAAGACGCACAAUCUACAUGUUAUCGAUCCGGGGUUUGUUGCGAGACAGAUUGAGUGGGUGUUUAGUGGCAGAUGACUGUGGUGCGGUUCAAAAGGACAUGCCAUUGUUUGAUGCCAGCCUGGGUUAGGGUUAGGGUUACAGUUGAUUGAUCCCGAGCUUCCACUGCAGCAGCCACAUGGCAUUUCUACACCUGC